AUGGCUACACAAUAUUUUGAGCAUAAACUUGAAGUAGGAAAUUUUCCUGAAACACCUCAUUUUCAAUUGAUGGAAUGGCAUCCAUCGUUGAAUAUUCUUGCUGUAGCAUCGGUUAGUGUUGGUACAAAUAUAUUCUUUUACGGAGAAGAUGGUGAACAUGAUGAAGCAGCUCGUGUACAACAUAUGGGUAAUGCUUAUUGUAUGGCAUGGCAUCCAGUUAAAAAAACUUUAGCUAUUGGUUUUUCAAAUGGUGAAUUGAUGAUAUGGAAUGGAUCAAAUCGUCGAUUGGAAAGUGUUAUUGUUCAUAAAACUUGUAUUACAUCGUUAAUAUUAAAUAUGGAUGGAACACGAUUAUUGUCAACUGAUCAAGAUGGUCUAAUUAUCCUUUGGAAAGCUGAUUCUUUAGCUCAAGUAUCUCAACAAAGCGUAAUUUUGCAAGUUACUGUUCCUGGUGAAUCAAUCACAUAUGUAUUAAGUAAAACGUCACCUUCAGGUCGAUCUGAUCAAGAUUAUCGAGAUUUAGCUCGAGCAGCAGUUGAAGGUGAUCAAACUGCAUUAGAUAUGCUUGCUACGAGUACAAGUCGACAACAACUUAAUGAACCAGCAACUUUUUAUGUUGGUACUGAUAAAGGAAAUGUUUAUAUGGUUACGGAUAAGUUACGAAAAAUAUGUUCGGCUGAUGAUGGCAUUGCACGUCUUUUACAUUCAUAUGAUUUAGAUAUGCUUAUUGUUGUUACUAAAGUAAAUAUGAUGACACAAUAUAAUCUUCAACAAUUACAAACACAAUCGGAAGUUUUAAUUCCUACACAUUCUGGUAAACUAUCUGGUCGACCAACAGAUUCAGAUUUUGCUUUAAUUGGUACAAGUUUAUUUGCUUAUGUUACUGGUGAAUCAACAAUACGGAUGAUUGAUAUUGCUUCAUCGGAUAAUCUUCUAUUGAAACUAAAUCCAGAUAUGGGUUAUGCUAAUAAUGAAGUUUUAAUUUCUGUAUCUUACAGUGCAAUGAAAGGAAUUAUUGCUGCUGGUACUAAUCGAGGAAAUAUUGGAUUUUGGGUUUAUAAUCCAAAUCGUCGUACAACAGAUCCAGAAAAACAUUGGAUUCUUCAACGAGCUAAACAAAUUGCCACUGGUAUACCUGUUAGAAGUUUGAAAUAUUGUCCACAACGUAAUUGUCUUGCUGCUAAUUUGAUUUCACAAUUGUUUCUACUUACUGAUGAAAAUAUGUCAGCAGCUUAUCGAGAUCAGCUUGCAGUUGUUCAACUUAGUCCAACAGUUGUUCAUAUAGCAUUUUUUCGUUAUAGUAUUGUCAAAGAAGAAGAAUUAGAUAUACCAUUUAAAAAUUUAUGUGUUUCUAAAAAUCAUAUUGCUAUUUGGAAUAAAAAACAAGUUCGUGUUUAUGAACUUAUUUGUGAUGCAUCAAAAUCAGAUGAGGAAAAAGUUGUUCGAAAUGAAAAAGGUUAUUUUUCUUGUUCACCAUCAAAUGUUAUCCUUUUCGAUCAACUUUUAUUUGUACAAGAAAAUGGUCGUGUUAAUGUCAUGUCUUUUCAAGGAACAUCUCGACAAACACUUGCAUUUGCACAAAAUGAGGGUGAAGUAAAUACAAUGAAUUCAAAUGGAUCAUUUCUUGUUAUUGGUUCAACCAAAGGUUAUGUUAAAGUUUUUGAUAUAUCUCGACGUGAAUUACGACCACUUGGUAAAACAUUAAAUAUAAAUGCACAUACACCAUCAGUUGAUACAAUACGUGAAUUAGCAGUUAAUUGUACCGGUGCAAAAGUAACAGUUUUAACAUCACAAACAAAUUGUAAUCCAAGUAGUCGGCUUUAUAUAUGGGAUGUAGAAAAAGAUAUUGUGGCAUAUUUUGAUUUUAGUUCAGAGAAAUUACCAGGUACUGAAUAUGGUCGUAUUCGACAAAACGAUAAUACAAAAAAUACACCACAAUAUCGUCGUUAUCCAUCAAAUAUUCAAUGGGAUCCAGAAGAUUCUCGAUUAAUGGCAUUAGAAAUUUUUUUACAUCAACAAAAACUUGAUUUAAGUGCAUCAUUAAGUGGUGAUGAUAAAACUUAUGAUGUACUAUUAACAAGUCGAGGAGUUGGAGAUGGUGAUGCAAGUAUUGCAGUUAAUCAUACAGUUACACCACGAGAGUCAGCUGCAGUAAAUCAAGAAGAUAUGAAAAAAACAUUCGAUAACAUAUCUAAUUUUGGUUCUUCACUUUUAAAAAAGAAUCUGGAUUCAGUUGAACACGCAGCAUCAUUAAUUGUCAGUAUGUUUUGCACAUCAGAUAAUCAAAUAUUUCCAAAAGAUAUUUUUCUACGUAAUGCUUCUUAUCGACAAAUGAUUGCUAUUAAAAUUCCAUUUUAUUUCUUUGUUACACGAGAUAAACAUUCAGAAUUAGAUCGACAUACAAUUAAAUCUAAUCCAACAUUACAAACAUCAAAAACUGAUCAAUCGGAUAUAGUUGAUGAAAAUAUUUCAAUAAAAAAUUCACGUAUUCGUAUUCAACUUCCUAAACUUGAUACAUUAGAUGGUAGUGGUCUUAUCCCUUCAACACAUAAUCAUGAUCUACGUUCAAAUGGUUUUCUUUCGGAUUCAGAGCUUGGCGAAAGUGUUGUCUAUUCAGAUUAUCUUACGGGAAAAACAAUGCCAGAUUUUAUUGGUGUUAAUGGUCUUGAAAAAAAUAUUAUUGAAGCAAUUAUGAAUUUUAGUUAUAAUUUAACAUUAGGAGAUCUUGAUGCUGCAUUUAAAGCAAUAAAAAUUAUUAAAAAAGAAAGUGUUUGGGAAAAUUUAGCUCGUAUGUGUGUAUUAAAUCGACGUGCUGAUGUAGCAAAAAUAUGUCUUGGUAAAAUGGGUCUAUUUCGUGGUGCACGAGCUUUACGUGCUGUUGAUCAAGAUAAUCCUGAUACUAAAAUAGCUAUUUUAGCUAUACAUUUAAAUAUGAAAGAAGAAGCAGAAAAGAUUUUACUUCAAUCAAAACAAUAUGAUCUUCUUAAUCAAUUAUAUCAAUCAACAAAUGAAUGGGAAAAAGCUAUUGAUAUAUCAACACGUCAUGAUCGAAUACAUUUACGUAAUACACAUUAUAAUUAUGCUAAAUAUCUUGAACAAAAUAAUCAAUUAGAAAAAGCAAUUGAAUUGUAAAUAUAAGAAUAUUUAUGUUUUUCGUUAACUUAGAAAAAUGAUUUUUGUUCUC
Molecule: messenger RNA, 3184 nt
Organism: Rotaria sordida
Lineage: Eukaryota; Metazoa; Rotifera; Eurotatoria; Philodinida; Philodinidae
Source: the annotation of a GenBank genome assembly